AUGGGAGCUUCCAGCACAAAAUCUCGAGAUCCAGAAAUCGAGAACUUUGUACAAGAAACGAUAGAAAAGAAUCGCGUUGUUAUUUUCUCAAAAACAUUCUGUCCAUACUGCACAAUGGCUAAAAAUCAAUUCGAGAUGUUGAAUGCUGAGUAUAAAGCAAUAGAAAUCGAGAACAGACAAGAUUGUGAUCAAAUACAGGACGUUCUUGGUGACAUGACAGGAGCUCGAUCAGUUCCAAGAGUAUUUGUUAAUGGUAAUUUUAUAGGAGGAGGAACUGAUGUUAAAAAGCUUUAUCAAUCGGGUCAAUUGGCUAAAAUGUUAAAUCAAAGUUAA
This is a messenger RNA of Chironomus riparius, 333 nucleotides long. Lineage: Eukaryota; Metazoa; Arthropoda; Insecta; Diptera; Chironomidae. The record is from the annotation of a GenBank genome assembly.